ACGAGCCUUUCCGGUGCUAUGCCCCGGAAGCGGAAGUGCGAUCUUCGGGCUGUCAGAGUUGGUCUGUUACUCGGUGGUGGCGGAGUCUACGGAAGCCGUUUUCGCUUCACUUUUCCUGGCUGUAGAGCGCUUUCCCCCUGGCGGGUGAGAGUGCAGAGACGAAGGUGCGAGAUGAGCACUAUGUUCGCGGACACUCUCCUCAUCGUUUUUAUCUCUGUGUGCACGGCUCUGCUCGCAGAGGGUGAGAGCGGGUAUUUCUCAGACGUUUGAUCAGUCCCCGGGAGGAAGGGCCCCGGGGUCCCCUGUGCCACCAGGGGAAAGAUCGCGAGCCUUACUUGCUUGAGAGGCUCAUCUACUCCACUUCAGGGAAUCUCUGGGCAACUCGUGAACAGGAGCAGGAGGGGAGUAUGGAGUCGAUUGCCGAGUUUUCUUUGGUCUCAGGCAUAACCUGGGUCCUGGUUUACAGGACAGACAAGUACAAGAGACUGAAGGCAGAAGUGGAAAAACAGAGUAAAAAAUUGGAAAAGAAGAAGGAAACAAUAACAGAGUCAGCUGGUCGACAACAGAAAAAGAAAAUAGAGAGACAAGAAGAGAAACUGAAGAAUAACAACAGAGAUCUAUCAAUGGUUCGAAUGAAAUCCAUGUUUGCUAUUGGCUUUUGUUUUACUGCCCUAAUGGGAAUGUUCAAUUCCAUAUUUGAUGGUAGAGUGGUGGCAAAGCUUCCUUUUACCCCUCUUUCUUACAUCCAAGGACUGUCUCAUCGAAAUCUGCUGGGAGAUGACACCACAGACUGUUCCUUCAUUUUCCUGUAUAUUCUCUGUACUAUGUCGAUUCGACAGAACAUUCAGAAGAUUCUCGGCCUUGCCCCUUCACGAGCCGCCACCAAGCAGGCAGGUGGAUUUCUUGGCCCACCACCUCCUUCUGGGAAGUUCUCUUGAACUCAAGAACUCUUUAUUUUCUAUCAUUCUUUCUAGACACACACACAUCAGACUGGCAACUGUUUUGUAGCAAGAGCCAUAGGUAGCCUUACUACUUGGGCCUCUUUCUAGUUUUGAAUUAUUUCUAAGCCUUUUGGGUAUGAUUAGAGUGAAAAUGGCAGCCAGCAAACUUGAUAGUGCUUUUGGUCCUAGAUGAUUUUUAUCAAAUAAGUGGAUUGAUUAGUUAAGUUCAGGUAAUGUUUAUGUAAUGAAAAACAAAUAGCAUCCUUCUUGUUUCAUUUACAUAAGUAUUUUCUGUGGGACCGACUCUCAAGGCACUGUGUAUGCCCUGCAAGUUGGCUGUCUAUGAGCAUUUAGAGAUUUAGAAGAAAAAUUUAGUUUGUUUAACCCUUGUAACUGUUUGUUUUGUUGUUGUUUUUUUUUCAAGCCAAAUACAUGACAUAAGAUCAAUAAAGAGGCCAAAUUUUUAGCUGUUUUAUGUACAAGGAGAGAUCUGUUUCAUUUUGUUUUGCCGUAUUUCUAGAUAUAAGUUUUAGCAUGGGCCAGGAAGGACUAAAAUAAAAGUUUUUAAGGUACUGUACUUUUUGCCAUACUUGACUCAUAUACUCAAAAUACAGAGUUGUCUUGGUGUAGGAAUUGGAAAGCAAGAGUGGAAAGGAACGUAAUAACUCGUUGGAGUUUAAAAAUGAGGGUCUUGGCAAGUAACACUGAUGUCUGAAAAAAAAUUAAAUAUAAAUAAAUAAAUAAAAAUGAGGGUCCUCAGCUGUUCUCUUCAUAUCCUAUUACAGUCUCUCAGAUUCUUGUGGGGGCACUCUUAGAUCUCCCUUGGAGACAAGGUUAUAGUUAUAUGUUGUUAAUCUCGCAGAGCUUCCUUUUAGUCACAAUAGCCUUCAUUUUCUGCCAUGCCCCUUCAUAAGGGAGAAGGAUGUUUGUACCAUGAUCCUCCCCGCAUAAUCUAUGGAAUUAGGAGUCCUGUGUGGAGUCUUAUCAAUAAAUAUGCACAUUCAUCAAAUGUCUACUUAAAUGUGAGUAUUCUACCAGUGAGAAAAAACACAUAAUUUUCAAGGUAAUCAUUGUUAAACCAACAGCAAACUUCUUUCUUAUCAGCACCAUAAAGUCCAGAAGACAGUAGAAAAGUAUCUUCAAAGUGCUGAGGAAAAUAAGUAUCAACUUAGAAUUUUAUGUACAAUAUUGGAGGCAAAAUAAAGACAUGUUUAGACAUACAAAACUAAGAGAGUUGAAUUAUUAAAGGUUAUAUUCCAAGGACAAAAAAGAGGAUCUGCCCAAGGUGAAGGUAUGGCAUACAAGAAACAAUGGUCAACAGAGAAAUAAAAUAUAUGGAUGAAUAUAUGGAUAAAUUUGAGUGUUUUAUGGAUUAUCUAAUUUAAGGAUUAUCCCAAGACAGCCCUACAAGGUAAUUACUGUUCUUACCUUCAUUUAACAGAUGAGGAAACUGGGGCAGGGGAGGUUAGUAACUUGCUCUGCAUCACAGAGCUAUUGAGUGGCAGUCAGGAUUUGAAUUCAACCAGUGUAAAGCCUAAUAGUCCAGGCUGUCAAGCUCUAUAUUACAGCCUCCUCAUGGGUAUGUGGUGAUUCUCUUCUCAUCCCAUCUCCUCAACUAGAGUGUGUGAGCUCUCUAAAGUUGGACUUUGUCUUUUUUUUUGUUCUCCUUAUUACAAAGUAGUCAACGUGGGUGGAAACACAGCAGGAGCUCAAUAAAAGCAGAUGAAAGGGAACAGAAGUCCCUAUUCUGAGACUAGUUUUAUCAGAAGGAUGUCUGAUAAUGGAUGGUAAUGACUUUUAAUGGUCUUUUCUCCAUAUCAUUGACCACUCUAAGCAAAAUAAUAAUUCGAAUGAUAAUGAAGAAAAUGAUGCCCAUGAUAACAAUAAUGACAAAUAUGAAAUGGCUAAAAUAAAACAUGAAACCAUCCUCAAAAUUCUGCCAUCACCUUUUUAAAGUGAGAAUAUAUAGCACACUCUAUCACUCAUACCCUGAGGCUUUGAAGUUGGUGCUUUCUAAUCAGACUUCUUAUGGACCAGGUUUUCAUAUACAAAUUAUGUUUCCAUGGUAAGGAAUAAAUAAGAGGGAGAAGUUAAAAAGGAGAGAUUACAUCUAUUCACCCUAUUCAUUAAAAUUUUUUUAAAUUUUUUUCCAAAUAUGUUCUGCUUAUGUAUAUUCACUCUAUUCUUAAAAGCACAAUAACAAAGAUAUAUUACAGAGGAAAUAAAACUAUCACAAGAAUUAAAUUCAAGGAGUUAUUAAGGGCUACUGCAGCCUCACAAUUAGUUUUUUAAAAUUUCUUGUCCUGAAGAAAUUUCAAGACUAGUUAUUUGGAUGACACUCUAGGUCCACAGCAUCACCAGAUCAUUGGAGAUGACAUUUCAAGACAGGCCUCUGAACAUCUCUCAUAACACAUAAUUUGGUUAUUUUCCCUAUGUAAGAUGGAUUGUCUCCUGUCUAGGGAAGAAAAACAGCCAUUACUAAUAUCUGCAUUAGUCUACUCAGGUUGCAAUCAUAAUAUGCUAAAGUAGUAAACUUUUAAAAAUGACAGUAAACCUGAGUUUAUUAACAGGUUACAUUCUAAAAGCUAAGCUAGUUUGGAAAUUGGAAAGCAAAUGUGUGUAGAUAUUCAUAUGUCCUUGACCAGACUGGGCCUUUCUCUUCCCAGGUAAGUCAUUCUCUCCAAUGGGGCCAGUUACUUAAAAUUACAUCAGACAAUUGAUAGAGCUUCUAGAUCCCCCUUCUAAAACAAAAGCAUUUUGCCACAAACUAGGAUGGAGUAGGUUUUUUUCAGACUAUUUAUACUUAUUUUAUGUAUUUCAAUACUGCCCUUUAAGUAAAAGUACUAUAUACUUUCUCUUUUUUUAGAUUAAUUCUGCUUAAGUCAGUCUUUUAAUUUAUUCUAGUUUGAGUUUUUAAAAAAUUUUAGAAUGAAAAAUCUCAAAAAUAUACUAUUAUGUAUAUACACUAUUUUAUAUAUAUAUAUAUAUAUAUAUAGAGAGAGAGAGAGAGAGAGAGAGAGAGAGAGAGAGAGAAAGAGAGAAUAAAGAACACCUAGGUAACCCAUCCUCCACCUUCGACAAUUAUCAGCUCCUAGCUAAUUUGUGUCAUCUGUAACCCCACCUGCUUCUGCCCUUUCUGUAUUAUUUUGAAGCAAAUCUUAUCAUUUAUCUGUAAAUAUUUCAGGACUUUAAAAAAUAUGUGUAAUCUGAAUACCAUUUUUACACCUAAGAAAAUGGACAAUUCCUUAAUAUAAUGUGUUGUCUAUAGAUGUCAAAAAUUUUUGCAGUUUUUUGGAAUCAGGAACCAAGUAAGGUACUGAAUAUUGCAGUUAGCUGAUACACAUCCUAAAUUUCUUCAAUUGUUGUGGUCCUCAAACUAGAGUGUAUCAGAAUCACUAGAGCCUUGUUAGAACACAAACUGCUGGGCCCCACCCCAGAGCUGGUGAUCUGUAAGUCUGCUGUGGAGUCUGGGAAUUUGCAUCUCUAACAAAUUCCCAGGUGAUGCUGAAGCUGCAGGUUUGGGGUUCACUCACCUAUUGGUUCAUCAGCAUCUCUCUGCCCUCUUACAAUAUAUUUGUUGAAGAAGUUGUGUUGUUUACCUUGUAGAGUUUUUCUUAGUUUGGAUUUUGGUGAUAGCAUGCUGGUUUUUUCAUACUAUUGGUUGUCUCUGUAAUGCGAGCAGCUUUUGAUCUAUUAAUUAAUGAGAUAUUAAAAGUGAUGGUAUUCUAA
Homo sapiens (human) is the source of this 4670-nucleotide messenger RNA. It is a transcript of the gene TMCO1, whose product is annotated as transmembrane and coiled-coil domains 1. Gene Ontology annotation, biological process: ossification; calcium ion transmembrane transport; endoplasmic reticulum calcium ion homeostasis. The transcript has 7 exons. The coding region runs from base 408 to 938 and encodes 176 amino acids. The record is from RefSeq and is marked reviewed. NCBI's taxonomy places the organism in Eukaryota, Metazoa, Chordata, Mammalia, Primates, Hominidae. Gene Ontology annotation, cellular component: membrane; endoplasmic reticulum membrane; mitochondrial membrane. Gene Ontology annotation, molecular function: calcium channel activity.